UUGGUCAAAUAGGUGUACAGUGAUUUAAGAAUACGUUUAGUCUCAUGCAAUAUAAAAGAAGAAUUAAGAUGACUUUAAAAGGAGUAUGUUAUAGUAGAAAUAUAAAAAAUAUAAGCUAUUCAUGAUAGGAAAAUUAUACAUUUGCUACAUAAUGGCUUAUUCUCUAAAACCGCAUUCAGCUCGAAGAGCCCAAGUUCUAAAAGAUUGUGAUCUGUGUAAGGCUAACGCUAACGUUCAUUAUAAAUGUGUUCAGUGUAAGAACUAUAUGUGUAAAAGCUGCAGUAAAAUUCAUCACAGCGAAAGAACUUCCCAGAAACAUGAAGUUAUUGAUAUUAUAUCAUUGCCAUUUAAGACGUCAGAAGCUUUUCAGUUAGGGAAGAUGGACAACUUUACAUGUAAAAGGCAUAAAAAGAAAAUGUGUGUUGCUUUUUGUGAAGAUUGUGAAGUGCCCGUAUGUAAAAGAUGCAUGGAUAAGAUACAUGAUGACCAUAAUGUUUUAGAGAUAAUUGAACACUGUCAAAAUCAAGCUUAUGUUUGGGAAAGCAGAAUUUUAAAGGAUUUAUCAUUUUGCCAAAAUGAGAUGAAACAAAUUCAAAACAUUGAUAGCAAAUACGAGUCAGCUCACGAAAAUGAACUGCGUAUGAUUGAUCAAAGAGAAUAUGAAUUUAAAAAUGCUAUACAUAAAUAUGCUAAUGAAUUGCGUGAUGUAAUUGAAAAAGAAAGACAAUUACAAAAACAACAUAUGGAAGAUUCUAAAAAGAAAGUCACAGAAACUGAACAAAUCCUGACUACCAAACAGGAUCAGCUCAGAACAUCAAAAACAAAGUAAAGAAACAAAAAGAAUUUUCAAAACAAUUGAAAAUAUAAAAAAUGACAUUCCAGAUUUAAACUUUAACUCUUUUUCUCCUAAUAUAAAAAAAUUCUACCCAGGGGAGACAACUAUUGAUGUGUCAAAUCUAUUUGGUGCAAUUCAGA
This is a messenger RNA of Mytilus californianus (California mussel), 975 nucleotides long. Its product is annotated as tripartite motif-containing protein 45-like. Gene Ontology annotation, molecular function: ubiquitin-protein transferase activity; zinc ion binding. Bases 122 to 829 code for a protein of 235 amino acids. Gene Ontology annotation, cellular component: nucleoplasm; chromatin. Gene Ontology annotation, biological process: positive regulation of DNA-templated transcription. NCBI's taxonomy places the organism in Eukaryota, Metazoa, Mollusca, Bivalvia, Mytilida, Mytilidae. The transcript has a single exon. The record is from RefSeq and is a predicted model, not a curated record.